Meira miltonrushii is the source of this 1452-nucleotide messenger RNA. RefSeq lists its product as uncharacterized. NCBI's taxonomy places the organism in Eukaryota, Fungi, Basidiomycota, Exobasidiomycetes, Exobasidiales, Brachybasidiaceae. The record is from RefSeq and is a predicted model, not a curated record. The coding region runs from base 1 to 1452 and encodes 483 amino acids. The transcript has a single exon. Gene Ontology annotation, molecular function: oxidoreductase activity, acting on NAD(P)H.
AUGGCAACCGUUCAAACACAACCGGUCCGGUCCGGAUUUUCGGCUUUGUCUGACCAUGAACGACAAGAAGCUCUUUCAUUCUUACUCGUUUCUGAUGAAGAUGCUGUGUUGGAUGGCGCUUGGGAAGAUAGACCUCUAGCUAAAUCUGCAACACUUUCACCUUCUCCUAUCGAAGCCACAAGUGAACAAUCGUCCACCUCGCAAUCAUCCUUAGAAUCAUCUCGCUCUCCCUCUCCCUCGUCUUCCCAACUUGCUUCGCCAAGUGCUAGUUUGCUUAUCCGAUCAAAAUGUCAAGGAUGGGAAAGAAGUUUUGAGUUACAUCAAGACUGGCCAAUUCCAACAAUCGAACAAGAAGAUGAAGUUUUAAUUCAACAUAAAAGUGUUGGUUUGAAUCCGGUAGAUUAUAAAAGCGUUUUAUAUAACUUUGGUAUACCUCAAUCACCUUGGGUGUUAGGAAGGGAUGUUUGUGGAGUGGUAAAAGAGGUCGGUAAAAAUGUCAAGCACCUCUUACCUGGUCAACGUGUUUGGACUUGUGCAGAUUCUCGUGACCGUCGUUCAGGGGCUUAUCAAGGUUUCUCAGUUGCAAAAGCAGUUCACAUCGGUUUGGUUCCCGACAUAAUACAAGAUGAACAAGCUGCAACUUUGGGAACUGGUUUGAUAACAGCAGCAAUUUCUGCUUUUUGGUUUUUCAGAUGGCCUAGAGCAUCACAACUAACGGGUGGUAAUGUUGAAGCUGUCGCAACCUCUUCUAAAGACCGAAUAUCUGCUUCACCCUCGUUUAUGCCACAAGAGAACAGUCCAUGGGUUCUUAUUUAUGGAGGCGGUGCAAUUACAGGUAUCUUCUUAGCACAACUUGCGCGAUUGUCAGGUUCGCGGGUGAUUGCUGUUGCCUCGUCUUCCAAUAUCGACUACCUAACUUCCGCACAAGUUGGCGUAUCACAUUGUAUAGACCGCUUCUUACCUCAAGAGGAGAUAGCAGAGAAGGUACGCUCAAUAUGUGAGAAUGACGGCGGUUUGCAGUUUAUUGUGGAUACAGUCGGUUCCAAGACGGCAGGCUUUAGCUAUGAUCUAGCAGCAAACAUCGGCACUUCUUCGUCCACGCUUCCACCUGCACAGAUGAUUUGUCUAGCAGGCGAUCCAAAGAAUCCUCAAAAAGGCUCAAAAGAUGUGAUUGUACAUCGGAUCAGCUUUUCUACAACUUUCUACGGGGAUGAUGUAUUUGCAACACAGCUUCUACAAGACUUGACUAAGCUCAUGCAACAGAAACAGCUGCAUCCUGUCAAGUAUGAAAUCGUUCCUGAUGGUUUAGCCGGAGUCAGAAAAGGUUUGGAAAGGUUACGUGAUAACCAAGCACCAAGAGCGUGCAAAUUGAUAGUCAACGUUGCGGAUACUCCAGAUGCUCAGUUAACACACCUUGGUGUGCGGGCUGAACUAGGUUGGAAUGGGGUGUAG